Messenger RNA from Prorocentrum cordatum, 3561 nucleotides. Lineage: Eukaryota; Dinophyceae; Prorocentrales; Prorocentraceae. The record is from the annotation of a GenBank genome assembly.
AUGUCGCAGAUUGGCGCGAAGAUAAUCGACAUGGAGCACACCCGAGUGGCGAAGAUACUCGAACUCGUCCUGGAGUUAUCCGCUGAGAGUGUCGCUCCCGUGUCCGACACCGCCGUGGCCAUGGCCACCGCUGGUUCUGCGCGCGCGCGCAAGCGCGCCGUGUCCCGUGUCGCUGAGGCUCUCGCUGCCGAUUCCGACGAGGCCGAUGGCUCGGAGCGCUCCAACCCUGAGGAGAACGACGACGAGCUUUUCCAGGAUGCUCGGCAGCGCGGGCGUGCAGCCGUCAAGGUCCUGAAGGUCGAUGCGAAGCCGAAGGCGAAGCCGUCGGGCAAGUUUCGCGUCUGCGGCCGAUCAGGCUGCUCCAAGAAGGAGACGGCCGACAUGCGGUUCCCAGAUGCGUCGAUCGCUGCGUGCGAGAGGUGCUACUACCCGUGGGAGUGGGCCUGGAAGGAGAAGCAUCCCAGCUGGCCGAAGUUUUGCCAGCAGCUCAACCAGGAGAAGACCUUGAACGACCAGUUCGAGGUGUCCGCGGAGUGCGCGGAGGACGCGCGCAACAAGGCUUUCGACGAGGAGAGCGUCGACAUCGUCUCGCGAUGCGGCUUCAGGAUGGCGCACCACUUCAGGGUUUGGAAGGAGCAGCCCUUUCGCGAGGCCACCUCCAUGCCCGCUGACGUCGAGCCCAAAGAUCUGGAUCUCAAAGCUUCAUCGAUCAAGUUCCCUUCGGGCGCUAGCGUGGAUGGAUAUGUGACGGUGAACCCUGACAAGCCCUUCGUCGACGUGGACAGGAUUGAGGAGUACUUCGUCGAGAGGCGUUCCCAGUCGCUCACCGAGGCGCGCCAUGUCCUCAGGGAUCAGGGGAAAAAGAUGUUCAAAGCCGAGAUCUCGACGCUCAAGGCCAAGAUGCCCACCGCCAUUCGCGGCAGGACCACCCCUCCGACGCUGGGGUCCAUCGCGUUUGAGGCCAAGGUGAAGAGCGACGGCAAGGGGGGCAUCCAGCCUCAGCAGCAUCCAGGCGGCGGCCCUUUCGUUAACCAGGGCAGCCGUGGGCAUGCUGCAGACAGUGCAGCGGACAGUCUCCCAGCAUCCGUGCCCGAGGACUCUGGCAGCGGCGUCGCGGCCGCGGGUCUGCAUGAUCUUACCGGAGACGCCGCGGGCCGCGGCGAGGGCGCUGGCGACAGCAAGAGCCAGACCCAGGGCGAGAAGGACCUCCAGGGGCUGCAGGUGGAUUCAUCGAAGCCUCCGAGUGGCAAGGCCGCCAGCUCCGCUGGUGGCAUGGAGGCCUUAUCGAAGCCCAGAUCGCCAGCGGCUGUCGACGAGAUGGAGAGGAUCAGGCAGCUCGAGACCGAUUGCGACAUCGCGAAGAUCUUGGAGGGCUACAAGCUCGGCGAUAGGGAGUACGCCGUCACACGCUUCAGCCCGAAGCAACCCAAUGCCAAGGAUAGGAGGGACGCGCGGAUCGAAGUCAUCGAGACGGCGAAGCAGAUUUCCACGCACAACAUGCACAACCUCAGGGGCAAUAACGAUUUGAAGACGAAGUACAUCAACGAGCUGAAGAAAAACAACGUGAAUUUCCAGAGCUGCCCGAAGUGGUGCCGCACUCUGGUUUCAGAGACCCUCCAUGCCAACUUAGACUUGGAUGCAGUGUGGGACAUCAUCAACCCGUUCGCUGAGGCGGAAGAUGGCCCUGUUAAGUUCGACCCUGCUUGCCCGAAGCUCUCGGGAGUUGCCGAUGAACUGGAUGUGACCAUCAAUAUCGCAAGGGACCACGCCUUGAACUACCUGCUCAUCCCGAUCAUCCAGAAUAAGACCGAUCAGCUGGAUACUGCCAAGGGGCUCCGAAGCACCUUGAGGGAGUGUGUUCGUGCUUCACUUGGGCUGCCACAGGAGAUCAAGAAGUUCUACAAGGACAUGCAGGUCUGCGCGGCCAUCCUGGACACGAUCUCCGACCACUCUGCGGAGGCCGUGGCCUCCAUCGAGGUCGACUUGGCUGACUUUCGGAAGAUGCUCCACGGCGACUAUGACAAGGAGUGGUCGUCGUUCGCUCGCGCUUUGGACUCGGACGAUUACUGGAGGCAGGAGAAGAUAGAGUGGCGACGCGCUUCUCAAGGUGACCUGCAGGAGAUGGAGAAUAUAACGAUGACCAGGCAGUCGCUCGAGGGCGAGGUCUCCGACGUCACGGUGUUCACCAAGACCGUAGCGUCCCUGAUGAAGUGGUUCACAAUAUGCAGGUCUUCUACUCCGACCCCCGCCAUGCAUGUUUUUUUCUCUGCGGCCGAGCAGUUCAUGGACCGUCACGCCUUGCUAACGGACGAGGAGAACGCGCCGAAGAUGGACCAGUUCAAUUCCUUGCUCACAGGCCUUCUCGAGCUCGACAACUGCUUCUCGAAGGGCGAGGCCCGUGAAGGGGUCACCAGGACUUUCGGGCCUCGGCUGCACCGCUUAGUGGAGAGGGUUCGGGAGCUGCAGUCUCAGGUGUCCAAGUCUGUCUCGUCGAGCGCGAUUUUGCAGGCCUUGCAGAAAGCGGCGGUUGUCGAGAACAUGAGCGCUCAGGCAAAGAUCGUCAAGACCGAGCUCGGGCAGUUGGGAAGCGUCAGGUUCUCCGACCCACCACACCUGAGCAUCAUAUUCAAUGCUGUGGACGCCAUGGCCGCUACCGCAUGCAAUAACAUCAAGAUGGAUACGGCGACAGAUAUCGACGACUUUCUCGUUGACGAGGUGGCCGACAUGUUGGAGCUAACCACGAAGGUGUGCGACCUAGCGGAGUGCGACGACGAGGAGCAGCGCAUCAACGGCGCUGCUCGCCGCGUGAAGCUCAUGACGAUUGUCUUGAACACGACUCGCGCCCUCAAGGAGCUGGUGCAAUUCGGAAAUGCAGCUGAGCAGGUUUCAAACACGGAGGGCACCAAAGCAUACCAGUGCCUGAAGGGCACCGUCGGGGAGCUCAAAAAGAUGUGCAGCCUGAUGGAUGACCAGCCUGGAGGGACCCACGGCAACUUCAUCAGCAUCGCUCAGAUCAAAAACAAGUUCGAGUACCUCUUGGCCACGGCGGCGGGCACGACACUGUCCUUCGAGAAUGCCGACAUCGACUCUACCCUCGCCGACGCCACCGAGUAUCAGAGCAGGUUGAAAUCCAUCGUCAGUUUUGGCAGCGUUGAUCGUGGCUGGAGGGCAGGCCUCGACGACAGUGCAGAGUGGACGGCGGUGGUCAAGCAUGCUCGCUCGACGGUCUUCGCAACGAAAGGCUUGGCGGCCAAGGUGGGCUCCGCCAUCGCGGCCCUGGAGAAAGCCAUCACCAACGUCCGCGACACCUGCAAAUCCUACGAGCAGGACGGCAAGUGCGACGAGAUCGCGAGGGCAAUGGGGGAGACGAUCCACCUGGCAAGGCUCACGCAGAUGGAGGCCGCCGCCAUCCAGAAGAUUCGCGAUAACGAGAGCUCCAGUACUGAGGUGAGGGCCACGGCCAUCCAGAACGUGCUGGACGUCCUCCCAGAGAACGGCAUCGCCCAGAACGAGUUCCACCUGGCGGUGCAGAAGAAGCUGAACGAGGCCAUGCGGGCCUGA